Messenger RNA from Scatophagus argus, 6791 nucleotides. It is a transcript of the gene lrch3, whose product is annotated as leucine-rich repeats and calponin homology (CH) domain containing 3. Bases 59 to 2239 code for a protein of 726 amino acids. Gene Ontology annotation, molecular function: protein binding. The transcript has 20 exons. Lineage: Eukaryota; Metazoa; Chordata; Actinopteri; Scatophagidae. The record is from RefSeq and is a predicted model, not a curated record.
GAGUUUAGGGUGGGAGAGUUAGCUAUUAGCGCUGUGAGCUAACUAGCCGGAGUGUGUAAUGGCGGCCUCAGUGUUGCUGGGGUCUGCGGACAACACCGGACUCAACUUCACAGUCGGAGGCGGCAGCAGCGGCGGAGGGACCGGGAAUGUUUUAGUUGGAAACAAUAACGGACUUGGUCCGGCGGGUCCGGCGUCCUGGAACCGUUCUCUGGACCGGGCGUUGGACGAAGCCUCGGCCACCGGGUGCCUUAACCUCAGCGGCAGGAAGCUGAAGGAGUUUCCCCGGAGCGCCGCCAACCACGACCUGACGGACACGACCAGGGCCGACCUGUCUCGUAACCGUCUGUCGGAGCUUCCUCUGGAAGUGUGUGUCUUUGUGUCUCUGGAGAGUCUGAACCUUUACCAGAAUUGUCUGAGGUCUCUGCCAGACAGUCUAAUCAACCUGCAGGCUCUCACCUACCUGAACCUCAGUCGGAACCAGCUGUCUGUCCUCCCUGUAGUCAUCUGCAGCCUUCCUCUGAAGGUUCUGAUUGCCUGCAACAACAAACUGGUUUCUCUGCCAGAAGAGCUGGGACAGCUGAGACACCUCACUGAACUGGAUGUGAGCUGUAAUGAGAUCCAGACUCUGCCGUCUCAGGUGGGUCAGCUGGAGGCUCUACGAGACCUGAACAUCAGGAGGAACCACCUGGUCAGACUGCCUCCAGAGUUGGCAGACCUCCCUCUGGUGCGUCUCGAUUUCUCCUGUAACAAAGUGACCUCCAUCCCCGUCCGCUACCGACAGCUCACACAGCUACAGACCAUCGUCCUCGACAACAACCCUCUGCAGUCCCCACCUGCACAGAUCUGUAUUAAAGGGAAGAUCCACAUAUUUAAAUAUCUGAACCUGGAGGCCAGUAAGGCGACCCCCGAACUCCAAGACUACGACAGACGACCUUUGACCUUCAGCUCCUGUGCUGAUGAGCUGUACCCCGGACGUCCAUACGGAGCACUGGAUUCUGGAUUCAACAGUGUCGACAGUGGAGACAAGAGAUGGUCAGGGAACGAGCCCACAGAAGAGCUGGCAGAGCUGCCGCUGAGAGUAGCAGAGAUCAGCAGAGAUCAGAGAAACAGAGCAGGAGGGUCUCUGCUGGCUAACGGCACUCAUGUGGAGCUGGAGCAGAUAGACUUCAUAGACAGCUGUGUGGGAGAGGAGGAGGAGGAGGGGAGGAGUCGAGGACGAGGAGAAGCAGCAGGAGGAGGAGGAGGAGGAGGAGGAGAUGGCACCAGCCUGAGCUCUCAGUUCAUGGCCUACAUCGAGAGACGCAUCACCAGAGAGGGUUCUCCAGUGAAAAACAGCUCGAGGACAGAAGACACAAGGAGACACACACACAGGAGUGUGGUCGAUGGCGUCCCGCCGCCCUCUAGCGCCCAGAGCCAGAGAGGUGUUACUGGUUCAGGGGGGUUGGAGAGGAUGAGGAGGGAGGCUCAGCUCGCUGCUCUGAGGUACGACGAGGAGAGACAGAAGAAUCGAUCCCUGCAGAGAGACUCCGUGGCCAGCUACACCAAGCAUAAAGCAGCUCAGAGUCCAACAAAGUCCAGUCCAGACAGUGAGAGCGUAUACCCCUCCAGACGAUCCACCCACACAGAUGACUCCGCCCUCUUCAUGGGAGAGGACAGAGCUGCUCUGUCUCCUACAGCCAAUCAGUCGCCUUCUUACCCCAGCGCAGGGGGCGUGACCUCCUGUCGGCCCGCCGGUCUGAGACCAGAGAGCUUCCUGUUUCGUCUCGGUCAGAAGGAAGAGAAGAGGAAAGGUGAUGCUCCUCAUAACCAGGAGGAGGCUCCUGCUGCUCCUCCUCUGGUUGGAGAAGAUGCUGAGCUGGUGGAGCAGCUCAGAAAGAAUAUCGAGGCUCGUCUGAAGGUCUCGUUGCCUAGCGACUUGGGGGCAGCUCUGACAGACGGGGUGGUGCUCUGUCACUUGGCCAAUCACGUGAGACCACGUUCUGUCCCCAGCAUCCACGUCCCCUCCCCCGCUGUGCCCAAACUCACCAUGGCCAAAUGUCGACGGAACGUUGAGAACUUCCUGGAGGCGUGUCGCAGGAUCGGCGUUCCACAGAGUCAGUUGUGUCUUCCUCUGCACAUCCUGGAGGAGCGAGGGCUCCCCCAGGUGGCCGGGACCGUCAGCGCCCUGCUCGACCUGGCGCCGCCCAGAAACCUCGUCACCAUGACGACAACCACAGCUGGCCCCUCUGUCAACUUAUAGACGACACAACUACCACCGCACGUGCUCAGUCCACCUCCUGCAGCUCUCCGGUUGGGGAGGAAACCUACAAGCAAAUGAUUUUUAGAUAAAAAAAACUGAAAACCUCCAGAAAAGUGUGGAUGUGAUGGAGACAUGAGCACAACUGAAGAUGCAACUACAGUAACACAGCAACAGUUUGUUUCUUACAACCGCAAAAUGAUCAGGCUUUGAGUCCCUGAAGUGGCCAUUAGAGCGUCUUCAGCUUUAUGAACCUUCCUGUUUUAGUGAUCGGUCAGAUUUCUUUCACUGCCGCAAAGAAAGAGGGAGGGAAGCGGUUAAGGCAAGAAAAGUGACAACAUUUAGUCAAAUUCAUGCACUCAGUGGAACAAAAUCAAAAACACUCAGUCUGGCAGCUCUUCUGGAGGCAAAAAGUUUCAAACUGUCAGGCAGCAGGAAGCCACGUGCACAUUUUUUGUAUAUUAAAUAUUCUGUUGUGUUUUAGCAUUGAAAACCUUCCCUCCUUUGUUCUACAAAAUCAUGAGUUCAUCUUUUGACUCAAAUCAAGGUGACAGAAACAAUUAUUUCAGGCAUUGCAACCCUAAAAGUAUAUUUUUAAUUUCACUGUCUGUAAAAAAACUAUAAUCUGUUGAUAGUUUCAUUCAGUCCUCCCAGAACAGUUUUUAGAUUUUGGGUUGGAGAAUUAGUCAGCGUGUAGUUAUGGUAGCAAACUGAUUUAGCUAGCUAGCAUUUUUUGAGUCUGCUUGGUUUAAAAUUUAAUCUCCCCAACUCAAAGUAGAUGUUUGAAUUUAUUUUUUAUUUAUUUUUGUAUGUAUGUACAUUUUGACUGGCUGAACUCAAAGUCAGUUUUCAUGCUGGUAGUUUUUGUAUGAGCAGUUUUCUGCAGCCUUCAGCUGACAUUACUGACCUUUGUUUUGAUUUAUUUACAGGUCCCCUAAACUCAUUGAAUCCAAAGAAUAAUCUAUCAGUGAAAGAACGCUUGCGGCUAACAAGGUCCUAAUAUAUUUUUUAUUUAUUCAUUUUUUAAAAAUGCUUUUCAUGGACAGGCACAAUUUAAAGUAACAGCAGCACAGUUAGCUAGCUGCUAAUUGGCAUCUGUUUUCCCCAGGCAGGAAGACAAAAGAAACGUGAGUGUGCAUUUAACUGUAAAAUCUUUAAAAACAAAGUUAUAUCAUAGGGGAAAAAACAAACCAAAACAUUUAAUAUCCUAGUUAAAACAUCUAAUUGCAACUAAACAGACAAACUGAGAGUGUAUUAACUUGUCUCUGUAAUUAAGUCCUGACCCAGUUGGUUUAUAACUUAAGCUAACGUAGAUAAAAAAAACAAAAAACAAAAACAUUACUUUCCAUUGUUUCGUUUUUUGGGGGGUUUUUUGCGUUUUAUUUUUGUUUUUUGUGUUGACACUAAGAUAGCUUUCUGCUGACGGUAGCUGUUACUGACGUAGUUGGUUUUGAGGUGAUGCCAACAUAGCUCGCAGCUAAUAUUAGCUAAGUUUUUGGAAGUAGAUUAAGCUAACACAGGGAGCUGUAAACAGUAAUUAUUAUUAAGCACUGACUUUGGGGUAGAAGAUAAUUUAAGUCAACACUAACAUUAGCUAGCAUUGAUAAUGUUGGUUUCAGAAUGAAUGGCAAUAGAAGUACUUUCCAACAGUAGCAAAUAUAAACGUGCAGUAGAAAGUCUGAAAAGCUCACUGCUAAUGUUAGCUAACAUUGUGAAAUUAGUUGUUGUAAAGAUUAAACUGAAACAGCCAGCUUUAAAUAUCUAAAAUUUCUGGUUGCUAAGUUGAUGGUACAGCUGGUUCAGUCUGCCAGUUCUGAUAAAUGCUAAUGACGGUGAACAGAGAACAGUAGUUGGUUUGAAAAUGCUCACCGAUAAUUUCAGCUAGCGUUAAUCCAGUCUCUUUGGCAUUGAAGCUCGUGUAGCUCACUGCUAAUAAUAACCAACACUUAUAUAGUUGUUUUCAGAUAACUCUAGGGUAACUGAGUGCCAGUACUUACAAAUAUUGUGAUGCAAGUUGGUUUGCAGAUAAACUCAACACAGGUAAAUUUAAAUAUUAUAUAAUAUUCAACCAUUUGGUUUGGGAUUGAAGCUCAUGUCAAAAUGGUUGAUGAAGCUAGUUGAGAAUUUAUGCCAACAAUACAAAUCAAAAUUCUCAAACAUAGAUGUACAGUAACUGGCAUGAAAUUGCUCACUGAUAUUAACUAACAUUCUGAACUUCGUUGGUUUUACAAUUAAACUUGUGUGUCUUAUUUAAUUAGCUAAUAAUUAGCUAAUAAUCUAGUUGGUUUUGCAAUAUAACUGCAGCUAGCUGUGGUGCUACAUAACAUUAAUGUACUUGGUUUAGAUGUGAAACUAAUCUGACUCCAUGUUAGCAUUAGUUAAUAUGGAUAAAGCUGGUUUGUUAUAUAGACACUGCAAGUUGUUAACAUUGGUGUACACCAGCAGGUUUGUAAAUCAUGAAUUUAACUAAUGUUGUGAACUCAUCGGAUUUGGAGGUUGUGCUAUCAUUGCUAGCUAUAAAGUCAAACAUUGGCUAACACUACAUUACUUUGUUUUGAGCUGAAGCUGAUAUCACUCAGUGCAGAUAUUAGCCGCCACGUUGCUGUUGUCAGUUGAAUCUUCAGUUUUUAGUGUCUCCAUCGGAUCCAAACAUCAGCAUUUACAGAUUUAUAUUUAACUUAGCAUCUUUUUUUUAUCUUUAUUGUGUUCUGGUUUGACGUCACCUUGAUUGUCAGCGGUGGAUUUCAUGUGAUGAAGACAAAGACCUGCCAGCUCCUGAACUUUGACUCGGAGGAUCUUUAUCGAAUUCAGUCCCACAGACGACAGAUGGACGUCGUCUUUUCUGAUCUUUGUGCACAGGACUGUUUGUAUCUGCACCCUGUCUUCAAUAUUAUGCUGAUGUUUUUAUUAUUCUCCUUAUUGUCAGAGCCAACAGUCUGAGCUCCGAUGGCUUGACCUUUUUUCCUGAUGUGAUUGGAGGAGGACGAUCAGGUGUUGACGAGCUCUUGAAGCUCCGACUGUCUCCUCAGCCCCUCCUCCUCCUGUUUCUGUUCAAUCUGGGACUUUUUUAUGGUGACAAGGUAACAAGAGUCCUCCUGAUAUCACACUAAAACACUGUGGCCUGCAGGAAGAGUCCUGUUGUACAGUCACUUUCAGUUUUUAUCUUAAUUAGAUGUAUGUGUACAAAUAUAUUCUGUAAAUAUAUACAUAUAUAUAUAUAUGAGGCUGAAAUGUGUGUUGCCAUGACGACACAUAGAGCAUCAUGGACUCUCAGACAGACGCAGUCCCUAAUCAGAGGUCAAACGAGAAGUUUUUAGUUAAACGUAAAUGAAGAUGCACAUCAGGGUGGCACAUCAUGCCGUGUUUUUAAAAGGAGUCACCAUGCAGGUCAUCCUACUGCUUCACGUUAACUUUCUCCAGAGCAAACGCAGCUCAUGUUGUCAUUACAGGCUGUUCUGCUGCCUCCAAAGUGGACUGAAAACUCCACUGAUGUUCACUUAAAAUUCUGCUGAUUUAUCACUUCUGAGUCAUGAUGUUGACAACAUUUUUCUACUUGUUUUUUUUCCCUUGUCCCUUUGUUUACUUCACACCAGUGUGUUCAGAUAACUGAUUUCAGGCUCCACAUGCUGCCUCCUUGUUUACAUCAGUAAUGCAUAUCUCUUCCUUUUGUUGUGAAGGGCAGCGACGCAAACCAACAAAAUUUCCUUUAGUGUAUUUAAACUGUUUGGAGAUUAGCGUUGAGUUGCUGAGAGAAUUUUGCAUUCAGAAACUUCAUGGUGUUUUAUAUUUUCAUGCUGUGAGAGCUCUUGCUGCGUUCAGGUGAUGUGCGACAUGCGGAUGAUGCUGAGAGUCAACAUGGCUGCUGACACUGAGAAAAGUUUGAUUUUGGGCCAGUUUUAAACUUUCAAUUCGUUCUUAUUUAACCUGAAUGCAGCAUCACACCUUCAGUUUUAACUUGAAGCAGUGGGACCAGAGUCCAAACUCUCUGCCCUGAAGUUAGACUCACAGGCUCAGACCUGCCCACAGCAAGCUCCACCAACCAGAGGCUGAAGACCAUCUGCUCUGUCUUUAGGUGUGUGGAGACUCACCUGUCACCUGCGUGGUGUUUUAGAUCAUCACCAGUGGGGUAAAGUGUUUUUUAUUUGGGUUUGUGAGCCGCCUGUGAGGCCAAACUCGUGGCCCAGCGGUCCUUCACAGGUGCUGUGAUUGACAGUUGGCCGUCCAGUCCUGUGUCCUGAGUGGACAGAUGUCCUUUGGAGGUUUUAGAUGUUCGAGACGUGGACUGACAGAGGAGUUUUGUGUUUGUACAGAUGUUUUAUGUUUUUCCUCUUCAUGUGUUUCUCCUGCUGCGGUGAUGAUCAGGUGACGGGGGCUCGUGUCAGAGGGUCAUGUGGUUUUAAAGGACAUUCCACCGUUUUUCAAGGAGGACAAACAGGCUCACAGUUUUACAUUUUUCACUUUAGUUUUAUUUUUUGCUGAACAAGUGUAUAAAAGAUUUGAACACGGCUGUAAGAAAAGUUAAGUUUAAGUGCAUUAAAUAAAUAUUUUAAUUUGA